GGUUGAGCGGCCCUGACACUGACCCUGCUUUAUUGGAACCGAUGUAGGUUGUUCGAGAAGUAAAAGAUGGUCUCAGCACUGCAACCCCUGCUGCUCCAGAUGUGAAAAUCAAGAAGCCAAAGUCAACACAUCCUAAACCUUUCAGACUAAGGACUGAUGAGCGGGGUAUUCUUAAGGAAGCGAACAUGGAGAGAAAACUUCACCAUCCUCAGAUCCAAGCUGCAGCAGUUUCUGGUUUUCGAGGUGGAAACUCACAGAGAAGACGUGGAAAUGAUACCAAAGAAAAUGAAAAAUUAUCAGCACAAAGCAACGGAAGCAAUAAUAAUUUCGAAUGUAAUGUUAAAGAAUCAUCAGAAGAAGUGCAAAAGGCUGCAGCUAAGUUGAGCAGAACAGCUCGCCUGCAGACUAUACGAGAGCAAGCAUGUAAAACUCCACAAAGACGUUUCAAUUCGGUGCAGAAAAAUCCGAAUCAUACAAGUUUCUCACAAAAAGAUAUCAACAAUAAUGAGAAUAAAAAACCUGAGGAUUGCACAAGAAAACUAAAAUCACCUUCUCUGAGUCAACUUGUUAGGCCUGAAGGUAGGAAGCAGAUGAAUUCAUUGAAACCCCAGGGCAAUGGGCUCUGCGUAAUAAAGGAAACAUCAAAAGCUAAGUUAGCAGGGAAGCCAUGUCAAAGUGGUAUGGUCUCAUCAACAAAAUCAGCAACUUCUGCUGCAUUCAAGACAUCAUCAUCCAGGUGCCCAACUUUUCACACUGUUAGCGUAUCCAAGAAUCAGGGUUGUGCAAAGAAGAUUAAGUAGGUUAUUCCCGUUGUAUCCUUGUUGUUAUCUGUAUUAAGUUUUGUUGUUCAUAUAUUGAAUUACUGCAAGUCCUCGAAAGGUUUGAUCUUAUAGGCUCAAUUUUUCUGUAUUAUGCUUGGAAGCUUCAGCUUGAAGAAGAAAGACAUGUUGUCGUAGAAAGUAUAUAUAAUUUGUUCACUUCCUUCAGAUUGUGUAGUGCCUUUUUCAGAAUUUCUGUUUGUAUGAACUUUCUACGAAAGAAUGUGUUGCAAAGGA
This is a messenger RNA of Daucus carota subsp. sativus, 1055 nucleotides long. RefSeq lists its product as uncharacterized. The record is from RefSeq and is a predicted model, not a curated record. The transcript is spliced from 5 exons. Bases 186 to 800 code for a protein of 204 amino acids. Lineage: Eukaryota; Viridiplantae; Streptophyta; Magnoliopsida; Apiales; Apiaceae.